Penicilliopsis zonata CBS 506.65 is the source of this 784-nucleotide messenger RNA. RefSeq lists its product as hypothetical. Lineage: Eukaryota; Fungi; Ascomycota; Eurotiomycetes; Eurotiales; Aspergillaceae. The transcript has 2 exons. The coding region runs from base 165 to 632 and encodes 155 amino acids. Gene Ontology annotation, cellular component: nucleus. Gene Ontology annotation, molecular function: DNA binding. The record is from RefSeq and is a predicted model, not a curated record.
AUCACAACCCCCCCCCCCGUCUCCAUCAUCUACGAGCUUUCCCCGACCAAUCACAUCUUUUUACCGUCCACGACAUUAAAACGCAUCCCACGAGUGCGAUCCGAUACCCCGCCUUGGACAUCUCGCCCCUCGAUUUCUUACCGCAAAAGGAACCAUAAUUCACAAUGUCUGACUGGGAUAACGUCACUCGUAUCGGCACCAAGCACACCGGUGGUGGCGGUGUUUCCCGCGAGACCGUCGUCAAGGGCAAGAGUGCCCUGAACGCGGCCCAGCGUCAGGGUUUGGUCGUCGGCACGGAGAAGAAGUACGCCACUGGCAAUGCUGCUGGCCGUGCGGGCACCAUGGAGGGCCAACACCUGACCAAGGUCGACCGGAGCGAUGAUAUCGUCAAGCCCAAGACCGUCGGCACCGCCGUUGCGGACGCCAUCAAGCGCCGCCGUAACGCGGAGGGAGUCAAGAUGUCGCAGAAGGAUCUCGCCACCAAGUGCAACACGACUGUUUCGAUCGUCCAGGCCUUUGAGGCCGGCACCGCCACGCCGGACCAGAAGGUUCUCAGCGCCAUGGAGCGUGUGCUGAACGUCAAACUGAGAGGGUCCGAUAUUGGGGCGGAGAAGUUCCCCAAGAAAAAGUAAAUUAUUGUUCGGGGGUGAGCCCGCGACUUUUUCUUUCGGGGAGAAACGAGAUGUUGUUCGCUUUCCGGUUUCUUUUGUCUCGGGUUUUAUCUUUUGCGAAUCCCUUCACGGUUUUGACGACGACGGCUACUUUGUGCUUUUUUUUUUUUUUC